AAGUUAAAUAUAUUAUCUUUUAAGUUCCCCCAGCUAGUGUAAUGCUAGAAGUUAAAGCUGUAAGCGACUCACCUAGCCAAAUGUAUGCAGACUGUACUGUUUAUGGCUCAAAUCCAGCAUGCAACGCUCAGAUAAGAGCACACAGUGGUAUCAUAGGAUCAAAAAGGUCUUCAAGAAAUAUAAGUCAACCCCAUGGUGCGUGGAAUUCUGUGUAUGCAGUAAACUUGAAUGUCAGUGAAGAAGACAAUGGCAAAGAUGUAACUUGUGUGGUUGAUUGUGACGAGUUUUCUGUUGACCUUAAAGACACUGUCAAAAUACUUCUGCCGUAUAAAGUUGAUGAAGACGAUAAGUACAAUAACAAACAGAAAACGGCCGGCGAAGCGUCGGACAAGUCAAUAAUUUGGAUAAUACUGGGUGCAUGUGUACUUGUGGUCGUCAUCAUUGUCAUAGCGGUCUUGUUUAUUGUCUUCAGGAAAAAAGGUCAAACUCUUGAAGAUAAGAGAGAAGGUCGGGUACAUCAUCACACACAGGAAGGCCAUACAAGAUGUGCUAUACAAAAUUCGGAGGAUCGCCCAGCGGGAAAUCUAGAGGAAAGCGAACAUGCGCUAGAUAAUGAUGCCAAAGAGAAUCGUCCAGAAGGAAAUCUGAAGCAGAGCGGGAAUGAUGACGAAGUACCUAUAUAUUCCCAACCAAUAAAAAAGAAGACGACAGAAAACCCAGACAAUAUCUAUGCGCAAGUAAACAAGACAAGAAAAACCGCUUCUUCACCUUCUUCUGCAAAUUCUUCAAAAGUGGAAAAGCUUUUUCGUGCACAGGACGGACAAUUGCUGUAUGCCGACCUUGCCUUUGAUCCAAAUGCGGCUCCGUCAAAAGCAGCAGUUGCCAAACAAGAAGAUUCACCCACAGAAUAUGUUGAUAUAGAUUAUGUGAAGACGAAAGCUAAUAAGGAAAUUGAUGAUGACCCUACGGAACAGGAAAAUUUGUAAACUCAUUGACAGGAUUUUUAUUAAACGAGUGGUGUAAAUACUUUGAUUAUACAUUUCAAAACUAUUAUUGUCACAAUGUGAUUUUCUUUUUUGUAUAUUAUUCUACAAAGUUUAUUACGCAUGAUUUAUUGGAAAAAGAAACAUUCAUGAAAACAAAGGAUACUGCAGAAUUGAUAUAGACAUGUAUGUUUGUGUCUUUGUCAAGGUUUAUUGAAAAGAUUUGGCUAGUUGUGAAUUAGUGUUAUUAUAUUUGAUAAGUUCCGUGUCAUUAGGUGAAACUCAUUUGUACAUUUGUAUAUUCUUGACAAUGUGUUUUAGGUAUUUAUCUUUAAGGCUUGCAUAGUGUGACACGAAAUGAAUUGAGUUUAUUAUCAAAAACAUUGAACCGAAAAUAAU
Ruditapes philippinarum (Manila clam) is the source of this 1382-nucleotide messenger RNA. RefSeq lists its product as uncharacterized. The coding region runs from base 42 to 986 and encodes 314 amino acids. The transcript has 5 exons. The record is from RefSeq and is a predicted model, not a curated record. NCBI's taxonomy places the organism in Eukaryota, Metazoa, Mollusca, Bivalvia, Venerida, Veneridae.